This is a messenger RNA of Pocillopora damicornis (cauliflower coral), 3972 nucleotides long. RefSeq names its product coiled-coil domain-containing protein 186. Gene Ontology annotation, biological process: vesicle cytoskeletal trafficking. Gene Ontology annotation, cellular component: trans-Golgi network. The record is from RefSeq and is a predicted model, not a curated record. NCBI's taxonomy places the organism in Eukaryota, Metazoa, Cnidaria, Anthozoa, Scleractinia, Pocilloporidae. Gene Ontology annotation, molecular function: small GTPase binding.
CAUUUUGUAGGCUGGAGGAAUCAAAAUAUCAGGGGAUUUUCUUUCUUUUGAACGUUACCUUCAGUAGAACCAACCAGUUUGAUCGCACCUCAAGUAAAUAACUAUUUGAAGAUUUUUCUUUGUUAGAUUUAGUCCAUAUAAAGGGUUUAUUAUCCUCUUACUACUUCAGAUAGUUCUACCGGCUCAAGUCCUGUGUACUAACCCAUGUACAAGUGAGUAUAUUCUGUUCACUGAGUUUUAAACGGUUCGAAUAGCAAGUGACAUUUGAACAAGGGUACACUUUGAACCGGAAACCUUGCUUUUAAGGUUAAUCUGAGUACCUUAAUAAAAGACUCUACAGCUGAAGAAAGAAUGGUAUGGCGCUGUGAAGAAAAUAAAAUGGCGCUUGUGGAUAGUGAUGGAACUUUCGUCCUCACGAAAUGAUAUUCUGCGGUUGUUGUUUGGGUCAACUCUUGUCUGAAGAAUUGAGGGUGUUACUCUGAUGUCUUCCACACUAGAGGAGAUUGAUGGAAAUUCUAACAUCACGAUCGAUCUUGACGAAAAGGAAUUGGAUUCAAAAUGCAGCGAGGAGGAAGUGCUUGUUAAUGGUGAUGGAUGUGAAGACGAUACAAAUUUGAAUGGCGAUACAAGCGAUAAUCGGGAUGAAAGCCAUAAUGUCAAGGCUCACAACUCGUUGUCUCCUUUAAAUGGAAUUACAAGCGGAGGAGAUCAAGAGGUAAACUUUAUUUUAGCAGAAUAUGAGCACACGAAAGGCGAACUUUCUAAAUUGCAGACGGAUUACAGAUUGUCUUUGGAACGUGAGAAGAGUUUGUGUGAAAAACUGAAAGAUUAUCAUGCAAAAGAGGACUCAAGUAGUGAAGACUUGAGCACGAUAAACGAAGACUUGAGGAAAAAUUUAGACGCAGUUCUUGAGGAGUUAAUAUCCUCAAAGGACGAGCUUAAAAGAGUUAAGGAUAAGAAUGAUCAACUGGAGAAAGAACAGAGUAAUCUAAAUGCAGAAGUAUCUAGGUUACAAGUUAGUGGAAAUGAGGAAAGUGAAACACUUAGAAAGGCUAAUCAGGAAUUGGAACAAAAACUUCAAGAAAAGACUGAAGAGUUUGAUGCUUCAAAAGAGAAACUCCAUGCUCAUGAUCAGGCUGCAAAGAGAGCUAUUGCAGCUUUGCAAAAAGAAAUGGCUCUUAGAGUUGAUCAGGUGACAAAGAUGUAUGAGGAUGUACUCAAGGAUAAAGAUAAUAUGGGAACUAAAUUAAUUCAAGGAGAGGAAGAAAAGAAGAAACUGGCUAGAGAGAAUGAACUACUGGCAAGAAAAGUUUCUGAAAAUACAAAGGAAAUAGAGAAGUUCCGCCAGAAACUGAAGACAAUGCAGACAGAUCAUGCUAAGUUACAGACAGCAUAUGAUGACAGGGGAAAGGAACUAAAUGCUAUUUUGAGGGAAUCAGACAAGCUUACAGAGGAAGUGAAUUCACAAGCAGUGAAAGUCAAGUGGGCACAGAACAAACUUAAAACAGAAUUAGAGACACAUAAGGAAACAAAAGCCAAACUUGCACAAGUAACACAGAAACUCAAAGAAUCCAGAGAGGAAGGUCUUCAGAUCAGGGCUGACUGUCAGGCUAUGAUAAAACAGUAUCAGGAAUCAGAAGAAAUGAGAUCAAAUUCUUUGGACAGCAAACUCAAAGCAAAAGAAGUUGAACUCAAAAGGCAUGAGCAAGAAAUUGCAGACCAGGAUGAGGUUCACAAAAUGAAAGUCCAGGAAUUAGAGACAUGGAAAGAGCAGUGCAAGAAAAGUAAAGAAGAAGCAAAGGUCAUCAAAGAAAAGAUAAGUGAGUUAGAGGAAAAAAUCACACAGUAUGCACUUAAGGUGGCAGAACAUGAAAAGAGUGCCCUAAUGAAUAUAAAGGAGCAGCAGAAUCUUAAGAAAGAGCUUGAAGAGUGUCAACUGUACAAGGCAAAGUAUGAGAGUGAAGUAGAGAUGGUGAAGCAAUUAACAUCUGUGGAGAGUGAACAGAAGAAGACAAUUGCUGACUUGGAAGCUGACAUUUUAGCUUGUCAUACCAAAGAAUCAGAACUAUUAGCAUUCUCAGAGAAAAUGACUGCUAAAAAUGCUGAGCUUCAAUCUACAAUCAGUGGCACCUUAUCUAAGCUUGAUGCCAUUCUUCUUGACAAAUCGAAAUUGGAAGAACAGUUUGAGGAAGUGGAUAAGACAAGAAAGGCACUGGAAGAAGAAUUGAAGGAGAAGACCUUGGAAUAUGAAAGUGAAAUUGGAUCUCUGAAAGGUCGUUUGGAAGAGAAAUCAAAAGCUGUGUCAGACCUUGCUGCCUCUUUAGAGGAAUCAAAAGAUGAACUUCAGGUGGCGAAGAGAAAAAACACAGCCCUUAUAAAGGAUCUAACUAGACAGUUGCAACAAUCAAGAAAACAAGUAGAGAAGCUAGAAUCGAAUAAUCUGGAAUCCAAGGAAAAUCUGAGUGAGGAAUCAAAAUCUUCAUCCACCAAUUCUCUGGAUAAAAUAGGCAGCACCUGUACAACUCCCACAUCACUUUCAUCUCCUACCUCGGGCACCUGUACCACCGAUGGAGGGUGGGUUGUAGUCAAUGGAUCCCAGUCAUCGGUAGACCGGGCUUCACUGGAUGUGUCCAAUGGUGACAAUGUACAGAUUUUAGGGCAGAAGGAGCUCCGCACAAACUCAGAGCUUGAGCCCAACAAAGCAGUACUUGUGGAACGUAUCUGUAGACUGCAGAAGAUCCACGCUAAAAAGAACGAGAAGCUAGAGUUCAUGGAAGGACAUGUGGCAGCCCUGGUUGAAGAGAUUCAAAAGAAAAGCAAAAUUAUUCACUACUAUGUGCUCCGAGAACAAGCCGGAACACUUGCGCCACCUACGUCAGAUCUGCAUAAGGCCCAAGUGUCUCGUCACGGCGGAAUCAUGGCCUCUGUUUACUCGUCCAAAGCCGUCGACCCAGACAUGACUCUAGAACUGUCUCUCGAAAUCAACAAGAAACUUCAAGCAGUACUAGAGGACACAAUUCUCAAAAACAUUACUCUAAAAGAAAACCUUGACACCCUGGGAGACGAGAUAACAAGACUUAAUGAAGAACUGCAAAAGAUAAGGAGAAGUAAAAGAACUUGAUGUGGCGAAACGCUAAAUGAAGAAUGAUGGACUGGAACCCAACAGGAGAUCUUGUAUCAUCAGAUCUGCUUUUAAGCGUUAUUCAUAAUUAUUGGAUUUAUCUGAAUUUAUAUCUGGCUGAUUACGGGAAGGAAACUUUUAUGAAACACUUUCGUUACGCUCCAGUAGAGUCCACGCUAGGACUGCGUAAAAUGCGUCACAUGUCACCAGAAAGCUUUAAAUACCAAAAAAAUAAGAAUUAUAAGGUUGGAAUUGAAAUUAUAUUUAUGGUAUUCGAAUAGAAAAAGAAAACUUAACGGUGUGGUGUGUGGUCGAGACGUAUUAGAAGAAAAAGCAGUGCAAGCAAGAGGAUAAUCUCGGCCAAAAAGUGACUUACACUUUGUUAUGUUAGAUUCAGUAAAAUUAAUUUUUUGUUUAUUUUAAUGUAAGACUAACAUAAAAUCAGCAUCCAAAAAGAUUAUGAAAGGAAAAGAAGUUCAUAGUAUUUUUAUCUUUCUUGUCGGAAGAUAGCGAAGUUAUUUUGUCUCUAGAGGUGUAGGAGCGUCUGUAACAAAUAGGGCAGCUUUCAUAUUGGCACCCAUCCAUUAACGUUAGAACUUUUAAUGUCUGACCUUUUGUUUUUUGUUUUGUUUAUGUUUAGAAAGUCACAUCGUAGGGAGGUAAAUUAUCACGCACUUCCCCCUUCACACUCUGCUUAAAUAUGGGUCAUGGGUAUGUUAAAGUUGAUGUAAAUGGAAACGUCCAGGAAAUUAUAAUUGAUCAAAAAAGUUAUAAAUUACAUUGUUUAAUUAACAGGUUAGAAUGUGUAUAAUAUGUAUAUAAAGGCUUUGCGAAUUAAAAAUGUCUCUGUU